Chlamydomonas reinhardtii is the source of this 4428-nucleotide messenger RNA. RefSeq lists its product as uncharacterized. Gene Ontology annotation, molecular function: ATP binding; protein kinase activity. Gene Ontology annotation, biological process: protein phosphorylation. The record is from RefSeq and is a predicted model, not a curated record. Lineage: Eukaryota; Viridiplantae; Chlorophyta; Chlorophyceae; Chlamydomonadales; Chlamydomonadaceae. The coding region runs from base 488 to 2854 and encodes 788 amino acids. The transcript has 17 exons.
AUUAUCUAAAUACAACACCUUGCACCCAAGGUACUUGGCGCUCCUGAAAGCCGAAAAUGUCACCAAACACGAGAGCUGACAUAGCAGGCCGUCGUGUGCCGCAUAUGUUUUCAAACCUAUCUCUUUGUGCCCAGAUAUGAUGACGAUGUCUGGGAUGGCUCUGACUCCUGAGAGGUCAUGGGCUUUGCCGAGGACCCUGCCUUCAGCGACGCUCUGGCUGCCGAUUGCUCUAAUUGCGGCCAGCAUAUUGCCGGGUGUCGCCGGGCAGAACGCCAUCACAGUACGCUCCGCUGACGAACUUUACAAUGCUCUCCACGGCACGUCCGCUUCCCAGGUUUACCUGGACAGCACCAUCACCAUCAACAACGUGACAUGGCCACAUACUGUCAAUCUUACACGUUCAGUUCGGUUGGAGCGCAGCCCAAACUUAGCACGGGACAAUCAGUACGCCACACUUGACUUUAAUGGCGUGGUGAUGGCCAUCAGUAUGGCAAGCGGAGUCACUCUGAACUUCGUUGGACUAGAGCUCCUAGGAGCCUACGGCUUGAUUGGACCGCAAUUUCGUUUCCUACGCCAAAGCGACGGGGCCAUCUUCAUGCUGAACAACACGGUCCACCGCCGCCGCGCGGGACUGCCGAUGUCUGCUGCCAUCAUCAACCACGGCAACUUCGCGAGGCCGCCGGACGUGCCAGGCGUCAACACCUACCACCUCCUGUACAACUGGACGUACUGGAGCACCGGGCGCGGCCGCAAGGUGGACGCGGAGUCGGUGAUGCAGGACGACUACGUCACCAUCGCCACACCCGACACGACGAGCGCCUUCCAGGGGUACUUGUUCGGCGGCUUCCGCUACACCAGCUAUUCGUCCGUUUACGCGGUGGACAGCGUGGUGGACGCGCAGUGCCUCAAGGAGCGGACGGCGACGGACUGCGUGGCGAUAAAGCUCAAAGAGCUGGACCAGCAAGCCGCGGCGGCGGCGGCGGCGGCCCAGAGCACGCCCGCUGACAGCUCCAACACAACGACCAUCAUCAUAGCGGUUGUCGUCCCCGUGGCGUCGGUUUUGCUCAUUGCCGCUGUCAUGGGAGUUGUGAUUCUGCGGCGCCGAGACCGCUUCGGCGGCCUGCCGGCCGCCAAGUAUGAUGCGGAGGCGCCCGCGCCCGGCGGCGGCGUCUCAAGGAAGAAGCCUGCCGCUGCCGGGGGCUCGGGAGUGGAGGUUCCUAGCGGCGCUGACACGGACGACACGGGGAUGGUGUUCCUUGGGCUGGAGCCAGGACAGAAGCUGCCGGAGUGGCGUGACGUGGACGUGGGGGACCCGGUUGCCGCCUCGGCCAAGGCCUCGCCCAAGCACAGCGGCGGCAUUAAAGACAAGAGCUUUAAGGGCUCCAAGGGCUCUGGUGGCGACAGGAUGUCCAAGAAGAACGGCAGCUCUGGCCUCAAUGGCACCAGCGCCGACGGGGACGCCAGCGGCCACCGGCAGCAAGACAGCCCUGCCUGCCGUGGCCCCCGUGCGGCCACCGCCUCGCCGCACGCGCCGUGCUCUCCGCAGCACCCGCACACGGGGCCGCUCGGCAUCGCCGCCGCUACCGCCGCGGCAGCUGCGACGCUGACGCCCACAAAUGGCAACUCCAGCAUCGGGCCAUACUCCAUCGCGCCCAACAUCAUGCGGGCUGAGGGCGCAAUAGGCGCCGCGGGCGGCACAGCUGCCGGUGGUCUUGCCACCCCCGGCGGCGGCUUGAACCCCAACGGCUCUGCCGUCAGCCGCGAGCGCAAGGACAGCAGCAAACCGCUGAGCCAGGUGUCCACGGUGUCGGGGCCGGACGUGCAGGGGGAGCUGGGCGUAAUGGCUCGCGAGCUGCGUGCCACGGUAAAGGACAUCGCGGUGCGGCUGGACGACGUCAUCGGCAGCGGCACCUUUGGCGUGGUGUUCAGGGGCACGUGGCAGGGCCUGCCUGUGGCCAUCAAGACGGUGGUGUUCAGCGCGAGCACGGAGCACCGCAAGCGGGCGCUGCACGAGGCGGCGCUGGCGAGCUCCAUCGUGCACCCCAACAUCAUCGCCACCUUCUGCACCGAGCUGCAGCCGCUGGGUGGGCAGCUUGGCAUGAUCGGGCGCACCAGUGGCGGCGACAGCGGGCAGCAGCAGGGCGGCGUCCUGCACCUGCACACCGACGGCAGCGGCCCCGGCGGCGACGGCGAGGACAGCAGCCCGAACAUGUCGGCGCACCAGGACUGGCGGCUGUACAUCAUUCAGGAGUAUGCGGAUGGCGGGCCGCUCAGUGGGCUGUACGGCAACCCGGCCAUCUGGCAGGCGCCCGGGCACGUGCACUUGCCGUCCGUGGUGGCCUUGGCGGCGGGCGUUGCACGGGCGCUCACCCACUUGCACUCCAAGCGCAUCGUGCACGGAGACCUCAACCCGAAUAACGUGCUCUUGAAGAAGGAUGUAAACGAGCCGUCUGGGUACGCAGCGAAGGUCGGCGACUUCGGUCUGAGUGUCAUGCUGCCUCAGCAUCAGAGCCACCUGUCGAACAUACGGAUGGGCACAAUGUUCUACAUCUGCCCAGCGGUCGUCCUGAAGGCGCAAGUGGGCCCGCCGUCAGACAUCUUCUCGCUUGGAGUACUGCUCUGGGAACUGUACAACGGCCGCCUGGCGGGCACGCAGACGCCCGAGGGACCUCGCUAUGCGCCCACGUUCCCCGCCUUCCCCACCACCUGCCCCGCCGCCUACCGCGAUGUAGCCAUGGGCUGCCUUCAGAAGCACCCGGCCAACCGACCGGUCGCGGCGCAGGUGGAGGAAGCGCUGGCGAAGCUGCUUCACCGCCUGUGUGCCGGGGCAACGCGGCCGGCGGGUUCCAGAUGACAGCGGCUACGUAGCCGGCUGCGGUGUGGCGCAGCCUGAGGCAGCCGACUGUGUAGAAAGAUAGAGGAGCAUGGCGUUGUCCAAGGGUGAAGGCGGGCACGGGUUCGGGGCAGAGGCCGCUGCACUAGCGGUCUGCUGCAAAAUGGGGGACCUGGGCUUAUACACGCUGAAGCAUUUGCAGAGGCUAGCCCGCGCUUGGACGUGUGGCGGGCUCUAGCGCUUCAGAAAACAAGGCGAACUCACAUGGCCGCACGCGUGCAUGGAAGCAGGGGCGGCUACUGUUCUCCGUGUCUGGCAGGGUUUGUAUUGCGUACAGUAUUUCGCAAGCGGGGGGUAUUUCGCAGUACUUGAGCGAGCAAGACGAGCACAGCGUGGCGGUGUGCGUGUACAUCUUCCAGUGCUGUUUGCAUGAGCUCGACGUAAAAUUCGGUGCAUACAACUCCUUUCAUGUGCACUUGCGUUUGAAGGCAUCAAGAACUUUAUAGCGCAGCAGGUGCUGGCACCGGCAUGCUGUGGCUCAGCUGGUGAGUCAUGGCGGUGUGUGGCCGCGAGCCGUUCGGUGAUUGCGCGGCCAGUGUGCGGGCUGCAUGCAGCCGCAGCAGGCUGUGCCUCCUGGUUCUGACCCAGUGCCCACUAUUCAUUUUGGGGGCAUUGCCAGAGGGCUUGGGCGCCUGUAUGCGCACGAGGGCCUGCGCCAGGCACAGCGCUUGGGUCUAGAUGUCCGUCGGUCCGUUGCGUGGCCAGGGCGUUGCAUGGCAGAGCGGGGGGCAAGGGAAGAUUAGUUUGGACAUCUCGUGGGAUUCACGUGUGAGAGCAUGUGCAUGUUCGUAAUAUGGGUAGGCUUCAUGCGCUUGGAUUGGAGGUGUACGACCGGAUAUGGUCGGGGCUGUACUAUGCACGGCUGUGGGCGUUUGAGGCAUCCCUCUGGCCGUGUAUAGUUGUUAGUGUCAGAAUUAUAAGCUGGUAUCUGUUUGCAGAGAACGAACCUGGGACGUGGAUGUUGGUGCUCGAAAUGCGCAACGAGGACAAGCGAGGCAGGGCUAGCAUGUAUGAACACCAAUUAGACCCCAACGGUUCGCACCACCACCAACUCGAGGGCAAGAUAUGCGGUUGUGUAUCAAUCCCCAAAAGUAGGGAAACAGUGUACAUGUCCGCGCGUGUACGUGUGUGCGCGUGUACGUGUGUGUUAGGGCGCACAAGGAGGGAAACACGCAGGACACGGUUUGAUGCGGAUGCGUGCGUGUGUGAAUGUUAGUGUGUGGGUGCGCGUGUGCGUGCGGCGGCAAUUGGUAUGUUUCAUCGGAACAAGGUGCAUCGAGAAGACCCAUAACUCGUGCCUGCAACAUGUGCGGCACGUACUGUCAAGCGUGGGGCCGGGGACAUCAUAAGCUGUGCACAAAGACGGCCACGGCGGUCAGAUGCCAUUUGAUGUGGCACUAAGGAGUAAGUCAUAUGUUCACGCAAUUGCAAACCGGUGUCCUCGAGCGGUCCGCUUGCAACCAGGGAUCUUAAACGGUGUGCAAGAAUGUCUAUGGCUCUGUCAAGUACAGACAGGGGUUCUGAGAACAAACGCC